Acaromyces ingoldii is the source of this 1408-nucleotide messenger RNA. Its product is annotated as UDP-glucose 4-epimerase. NCBI's taxonomy places the organism in Eukaryota, Fungi, Basidiomycota, Exobasidiomycetes, Exobasidiales, Cryptobasidiaceae. Gene Ontology annotation, biological process: beta-D-galactose catabolic process via UDP-galactose, Leloir pathway. Gene Ontology annotation, cellular component: cytosol. The record is from RefSeq and is a predicted model, not a curated record. The transcript has 6 exons. Gene Ontology annotation, molecular function: UDP-glucose 4-epimerase activity. The coding region runs from base 150 to 1274 and encodes 374 amino acids.
AACUUUUUGGACGUUUGAGCUAAAUAUUGGAGCGCACACGCCGAGCGCGAGAAGAUUGCCGUUCUCCGUCCAGGUCCACCAACACCAACUCUUACCUUGCGUGCAACCAACCACUACUUGGUCUUUCUUUAUUUUCCCCACUUGCCAGAAUGGUCGACAAGAAGCAGCGCAUUCUCAUCCCCGGUGGAGCGGGCUACAUCGGCAGCCACGUCGUGCUCUGCGUCCUGCUUACCCGCAGGUACAAGGUGACGGUCGUCGACAACUACCACAACUCGUUCCCUACGUCGAUUGAGCGCAUCGAGAAGAUCGCGUUGGAUGCGCUGCCCAAGGAUGCCUCGCAGGCCGACCGCGACGCAUGCAAGGUCGACCUCAUCAAGGGCGACAUGAGGGAGAGGGACACGUUCGACCGUGCCUUUGCGCAGUACAAGGGCGACGACGCCAUCUAUGCUGUCAUCCUCGUCGCAGCCCUCAAGGCCGUCGGCGAGUCGGGCGAGAUCCCCAUCGACUACUACGACGUCAACAUCUCCGGCCUCGUCAACCUGCUGCGAAGCAUGAAGGAGGCCAAGGCAGCCCGGCUCGUCUACAGCAGCUCGGCCACCGUCUACGGCACGCCCAAGACGAUCCCGAUCCCCGAGACGUCGCCGCUGCAGGCCGAGAGCGUCUACGGCCGGACUAAGCAGAUUGGCGAGACGAUCAUCAAGGACACGUGCGAUGCCUACCCCGACGAGUUCCGGGCCAUCAGCCUGCGCUACUUCAACCCUGCCGGCGCCCACCCUUCGGGCCUCAUCGGCGAGGACCCGCGCGGCAAGCCUGGCAACCUCCUGCCCCUCCUCGCCCAGAUGGCCGUCGGCAAGUACCGCGAGCCCGGCCUGCAAGUGUUUGGAAACGACUACCCCACGCCCGAUGGCACCUGCGUCCGGGACUACAUCCACAUCAUGGACCUCGCCGGCGGGCACGUCAAUGCCCUCGAUGCGCUCAGCGACGACAGCAAGUUUGCGCAGCUACCUUCGCCGGGCAAGUACAAGGCCUACAACCUCGGCAAGGGCAAGGGCAUGAGCGUGCUCCAGAUGAUCGAGGCAAUGAAGAAGGUGACCGGCUACGGUUACCCUUACAAGAUUGUCGGACGGAGAAAAGGCGACGUGCCCGAUCUGACGGCCGAUCCCAGCCUGGCGGAAAAGGAGCUGGGCUUCAAGGCCGUCCACAACCUCGAAGACAUGUCUCGGGACCUUUGGAACUGGCAGAGCAAGAACCCUCAGGGCUAUGGCCAGCAGUAGAGAACAAGUCGCAUAGAUAGACAAUGCGGGCUAGAAAAGAAGGGGGGCAGGGGCAUGGCGGUUGAGGCGUUUACUUAUUCUCGUGUUGUCAAGAUGGCCAUAUAUGAUGGACCUAAGAAUUAAUAAAGAAAAGC